This is a messenger RNA of Hemibagrus wyckioides, 857 nucleotides long. It is a transcript of the gene oip5, whose product is annotated as opa interacting protein 5. NCBI's taxonomy places the organism in Eukaryota, Metazoa, Chordata, Actinopteri, Siluriformes, Bagridae. Gene Ontology annotation, cellular component: nucleus; chromatin; chromosome, centromeric region. The transcript is spliced from 5 exons. Gene Ontology annotation, biological process: CENP-A containing chromatin assembly; chromosome segregation. The record is from RefSeq and is a predicted model, not a curated record. The coding region runs from base 133 to 747 and encodes 204 amino acids.
CACACUAUGUAGUGCACUUCGUUUUGUCGAACGGGAUUCAAGCCUCGUAGAAGGCGUGUGUGUGUGUUCUGAAACAGAUUCAACGUGAAUUAGAAGUUCGCGAGGAAGGGACAGAGCUUGUCGUGUGGAAAGAUGUCACAAGGGAAAUAUUUAGUGAGUGUUUGCGAGCCGUGUGACAGCAGCAGCCAGAGCAGCAUGAUCUCCACCCAGCUGAGGGACAUGGAGGACACUGCAGAGCCCGGGGUGGAGUAUGAGAAGUGCUCGGUGUUUCAUUGCGCUAAUGCGAAGUGUAACCAGGUGCUGGGGGACUCUUUAGGAGCCUGCGGAGAGGUCAAGAGUCUCAAGGCCAUUAUCUGUCUCAAAAUCAGCAAGGAUGUUAGAAUAAGAGGGAAGCUUGAGAUGAGUAAAGAGGGCCCUUUUAAAUUCUGCACUUACAAAGCCCUGGAAUGUUCCGGUUGUCGUCGGUUUGUCGGUCUCGUGCUCUGUUCCACGCCCCAUCACUUGUCCUCUCUGAGAGGCCUCUUCCUGCUGCUGAAAGAAGCCAUCAGCUGCUACAUGCUGAAAAGCUGCAUCAUUGUGAAAGCUUCCAAACUCAGCUUUGAACACAGGCUGCUGGGAAGAAGAAUCAACGAGAUAAAACAGGACCUGGAAGCCCAGCUGAAGCACGUAGAACUUCUGAAAGACAUGUUGGACGACAGCAGGCUGGGACACAGCCAUCUUCCUCUGUCCUCCACAGUCUCCGAUUAGCCUCUCAGACUCUUGUUCAUUAUACUCCUGUAACUUUGUGUUCAUGUUUGUGUAGAUAUUUUCCUAAAAAUAAUUUCCUGUACAUUCGUCAGAUUGAAUAAAAUAUUCAU